AUGAUAGUAAUUCUUGUAUUAGGUACUUGUAGAUAUAUUCAGAAGUUGUCUAAGGAUGCAAAGUCUAAGUACCUGUAUUUGUGUCCGUUACAGUUGGUGUUCCGCCACGCAUGGAUAUGCACGUUACUAAUCAAAUGGCAAAACUCCCAACUUAUACACAUAGUGUAA
This is a messenger RNA of Bipolaris victoriae FI3, 168 nucleotides long. RefSeq lists its product as hypothetical. Lineage: Eukaryota; Fungi; Ascomycota; Dothideomycetes; Pleosporales; Pleosporaceae. The record is from RefSeq and is a predicted model, not a curated record. Bases 1 to 168 code for a protein of 55 amino acids. The transcript has a single exon.